Messenger RNA from Mustela lutreola (European mink), 4069 nucleotides. It is a transcript of the gene ABLIM2, whose product is annotated as actin binding LIM protein family member 2. Lineage: Eukaryota; Metazoa; Chordata; Mammalia; Carnivora; Mustelidae. Gene Ontology annotation, biological process: cytoskeleton organization; lamellipodium assembly. The record is from RefSeq and is a predicted model, not a curated record. The transcript has 22 exons. The coding region runs from base 157 to 2334 and encodes 725 amino acids. Gene Ontology annotation, molecular function: actin filament binding. Gene Ontology annotation, cellular component: actin cytoskeleton.
GGCGCGCCGGGGGGCUGCGGCGGCGCUGCGGGCGGGCGCGGACCUUACCCAAGGCCAGCGGACCCGCGGGCGGGCGGGCGAACGCGCGGGCGCGGCACCUGCGGGCAGGAGCUUCUGGCUUCCGCAGCGCCGGACCGCCUCCCAGCUGCCGCUGAGAUGAGUGCAGUGUCGGAGCCGCAGGCCGCUCACAGCCCCCUGGAGAAGCCGCCGAGCACCUCGAUCUUGUGUAACACCUGCGGGAAUGUGUGCAAGGGGGAGGUGCUGCGGGUGCAGAACAAGUAUUUCCACAUCGAGUGCUUCGUGUGCAAAGCAUGCGGCUGUGACCUGGCCGAGGGUGGCUUCUUCGUGCGGCAGGGAGAGUACAUCUGCACGCGGGACUACCAGCGUCUGUACGGGACCCGCUGCUUCAGCUGCGACCAGUUCAUCGAGGGCGAGGUGGUGUCAGCCCUGGGCAAGACCUACCACCCCGACUGCUUCGUGUGCGCCACGUGCCGGUUGCCCUUUCCGCCAGGGGACCGAGUGACCUUCAACGGGAAGGAAUGCAUGUGUCAGAAGUGCUCCCUGCCCAAGACAGCAAGCAGCAGCGCGCACCUGUCCCAGGGCCUCUGGAGUUGUGGAGGCUGCGGCACAGAAAUAAAAAAUGGCCAGUCCCUGGUGGCUUUGGAGAAACACUGGCAUUUGGGCUGUUUUAAGUGUGAGACGUGCGGGAAGCAGUUGGACGCAGAGUACAUAAGCAAGGACGGGCUGCCCUACUGCGAGGCUGACUACCACACCAAGUUUGGCAUCCGCUGUGACGGCUGUGAGAAGUACAUCACAGGGCAUGUGCUGGAGGCAGGAGAGAAACACUACCACCCGCUGUGUGCGCUAUGCGUCCGGUGCGGCCGGAUGUUUGCAGAAGGCGAGGAGAUGUAUCUUCAAGGCUCCUCCAUCUGGCACCCAGCGUGCCGACAAGCAGCCAGAACUGAAGACAAAAACAAGGAAACCAGAAGCUCUUCUGAGAGCAUCAUCUCUGUACCUGCUUCCAGCACUUCGGGGUCUCCCAGCCGUGUGAUCUAUGCCAAGCUGGGCGAUGAGAUUCUUGACUACAGGGACCUGGCUGCUCUUCCUAAAAGCAAGGCCAUCUAUAACAUCGACCGCCCCGACAUGAUCUCCUACUCACCAUACAUCAGCCAUUCAGCAACAGGCAGGCAGAGCUGCCACGAGUCCCCACAGGUACUCUCGCCAACGCUGACGGAGGGGGAUCAGGAUGACCGCUCUUACAAGCAGUGCCGGACCUCCAGCCCGAGCUCCACCGGGUCCGUCAGCCUCGGGCGCUACACCCCAACCUCACGGUCCCCCCAGCACUACAGCCGUCCAGCUGGUACUGUGAGUGUUGGUACCAGUAGCUGCCUGUCCCUGUCCCAACACCCAAGCCCUACAUCCGUGUUCAGACAUCAUUACAUCCCCUACUUCCGAGGCAGUGAAAGUGGUCGGAGCACCCCCAGCCUCUCGGUGCUCUCAGACAGCAAGCCUCCCCCCUGCACCUACCAGCAGGCGCCUCGCCAUUUCCACGUCCCAGACACGGGCGUAAAAGAUAACAUCUAUAGGAAACCCCCUAUCUACAAACAGCAUGGUCCUGUAGCCCAAUCCCCAAUUUCCAAGCUCUCGGGCCUGAUGUCAGUCUUGUCCUUGGUGGUGCACAAGGCAGGGUGUUCCAAAAGGCUCGAAGGUCCAAGCCCUCCGCAGGCUGCAGCCGCCAGGCGACCGGAUGGUGAGGAUGGAAUCUUCGAUCAGGAUAACAGGAAGAAGACCAGCUGGCUGAUUCUCAAGGGGGAUGCAGACACUAGGACUAACUCUCCAGACCUAGACAGCCAGUCUUUGUCCCACAGUAGUGGGACCGAUAGAGACCCUCUCCAGACAAUGCAAGGGGACAACUUUUACUCACAAUGCCAAUCUGGCCCCUGGUGGAGCAGACCUGGAUGCCAGCUGGGGCACGCGAGUUCCUUCCACAGAAUCUGCCCCCCGAGGACUAGCGACCCAGUGCAGGGGGUGGAGGAGGGUGGUGUCCCCAGGACGGGACUGCUUCUGCCGCUGGACCGCGUUCCCGCACUUUCUAAACAGCCACGCGUGGCUUCUGCUCUGUCUCUUACAGAAUACAAGAUCUAUCCUUAUGAUGCCCUCAUUGUCACCAACCGAAUUCGUGUCAAACUGCCCAAGGACGUGGACCGGACCCGGCUGGAGAGGCACCUGUCGCCCGAGGAUUUCCAGGAAGUGUUUGGGAUGAGCAUGGAAGAGUUUGACCGCCUGGCCCUCUGGAAGAGGAAUGACCUCAAGAAGAAAGCCCUGCUGUUUUGAGUGCCACCAGCGUGUGUGACCACGUGCACGCCUGGCGGCAGAGCACGGGACGCCUGGCGAGAACCACAAAAACCCCUCCUAUUGCACCUGGCUCUGGCUUCUCUGUGUCCAUGGGGGGGGCGGGCGGUGGGCCCCUGGAGAGGGCUGGGCUGGAGGCCGGGCAGGAGGAGGUCCCAGAGCCGGUGCGACCUCUGUUUCCGCCAGCAAUGCUCCUGCCCCUGGUUCAGAGCCCAGAUGCCUUGCUUUGCACGGCUCCUUCCCCGCUGUUGCUUGGCGUCAAGGAGACGCUGCAAAGUAGUGGUCCCAGGAGAUCAAGGGACAUUUACACGGGGUGUAGCCCGCCUUCCCAAACCCCUGUGCAGUGCCCUAGCCCCCCGCACGAGGCCCUGGGGGCACAGAGGUGCCUGGGACUUGGGAUUUCAGGAGGUUGGUCGAUGACAGUCGCUGACACAAUCACAGACAGAUGGGCGUCUGGCUCCCAGGGUCUGCUCGCCCCCCACCCAUUCGCUUAGCCCCCCAACCCGGGGGGAGGCACAGCCUUGUGCACAGACAGACCAGGCCAGGGAGGGGGCCGCAGAGCGCCCAGGGCUGCAUGAAGUCAAGCGUGGGGUGCACGAUUUUUGCAACCGCUUGUGACGCAUCUGUUUUUAGGGACAAACGUCAGCCUGACAGGGUACCUUCGGCCAGGGCCCUCCAUGCACUGCAUUUUUCUUCCGAAUCAUCCCCUGGAUGCCUAAAUGAUAUCUUUAAAGUGACACAGAAGUUUUUAUUUUAUUAAAGAGCAUAGCCUACUUAAACAUAAGACGACAUAUAUAGAGUUCCCUUGUACGGGCCUGCGGAAGGGGAAUGCCUCCAGCCUUAUUCUCCACUGUCCGGAUCUGUGUGUUUUUGCUUUUUCGUGGGCUCCUAGCCCCUAGGGCUCCUUGCCAGUUUUCUUUCCAUGGUCGUUGUUGUUGUUAUUGUUGCUUUCUUUUUCACCUGUCCCACAGGUGCCCUGAAGGGCCGUCCUCGCCCGUGUGAUGCUGUCUGUACGUGUAGCCGCCACUGUCCGCCUCGCUGUUACUCUCCACGUCUUGGAGAGAAAACGCCCUCUUCUGAUGGCCAAAGCCCCAGAAUAAAGGAUUUCCAUGCACCCAGCCUAAUACCCAACAUAGCCCUUGCCGUGCCCGUCUUUCCUGCAGUGAAACAUAGUCCUCCAGGGUUGAAGCCUCGUGCGUGCCUAUGCGGUCCCGAGACAGGCACCUGGCCACUGGGGAAGGAAGAGGGAGACGCCACCCUCUUCUGUCCUGUGAGGUUGGCACAGGGUCCCGCUGCAGAAGGCUAGCCACCCCCUUUACCCCCGGAAAGGCGUCCCUAUCUAUGAUGAGGCACGGGAAGUGCUAACGCCUAUCACAGGAUGCUUGUAAUGUGGGUGGAAAGAUUUACGAAACACUGGGAAGGUGUCACCCAAGUCUGCUCCCCUGUCUCCUGCAGAGCUGUGUCUUUCUGUGUGUCCUGGCCGUCCCGUCUGUGAGUCAGCGUGACUCUGAUCCCUCCAGCCCCACCACACACCCCAUUGCACACCGGCUUCCCACCAGCCCGGCUCGGCCAGGGAGGCAAGUUUCUGGCACUUGAUACACUUCCUUCCCUUUAGCAAUCUGAGCCCCGUGCAAAUGGAAACCCCCGUUUUUUCAUUAGUGCAAUGUCCCGUCAGCUCCCAGGGGAGCCCGGAAAAAUAAAGGACGGUGUACCCUAA